Candidula unifasciata is the source of this 333-nucleotide messenger RNA. NCBI's taxonomy places the organism in Eukaryota, Metazoa, Mollusca, Gastropoda, Stylommatophora, Geomitridae. The record is from the annotation of a GenBank genome assembly.
CCGUUGACACCUUCAGAUCGAUCUGAAGAAGACACCAAAGAUGUUUCUGGGAAGAGAAGCAGCAAAGUCAAAGAUACCCUGCCGACUACAGACCUUGAGAAACUGGACAAGGAGAGGCAGAGAGAGCAGGAGCGGCUCAGACAAGAGAAGGAAGUUGAAGAGAAAGCAUCCAAGGGGACUGCCCAUGGGCCUGAGGAAAGUGAGGAUCUGGACGUAGAAGAAGAGAAGAAGGAGGAAGUUGGAGUGCCAAACAUUAUCAUAGACUGUGCAACUAGAACAUGUGUGAAGCAGCUGAGCAGUGUUAAGUCUGAAGUUCUUCCUGCUGGGACACAG